AUGCGUUUUGUAGCCUUUGACACGGAUGGGCCAGAGAACAACCCGUUGCUUGAGGUUUUAGUCAAUCCCGAGCUACUGGAUAGCUUGGUGGCAGAAAAAGGCUCGUCUGACCAGCUAUUAGAGCGGCUCUUGCUCAAGGCUGCUGUGAGUCGCUUUGGUAGUACCACGUCAAUCACCCCCCAAGCUACGUGGUCCUGGGUAAAGCCCUAUCAACGCCUCUCAGAGGCCGACCGCCAUGCUUCGGAGAUGGAGAAGCUGUCCCGCCUCGCUCAAGAACAGCAGGCAGCUUCUGCACAACCACCGGACAUCAAAGACCCACAGCAGCUAUUGGAAGCCUUAUCGCGGGAAGCAGAGGCUGAGAAGUCGGGAAAGGCCGAUGAUACCAGCGCGGUACGGCUUCCAUCGCAAGUACCGUCCACCUCCGGGCUCGGCGUGGGUACAUCUCCGGCCCAAGCAGCGAGGCCCAAGACCAAGCCGGCCAUUGUGGACCUUUCGGCACCCGCGAGCUUGACAGAGCCGGCGCACGAUGCUAGUGUGGACGACAAUGCUGGGGUUGUGACGCUGCGCGUGCAUCUACCAGGGGUCACGUCGGUAGCCGAGAUUGAUCUGACUCUCUCCAGUGACAGCAUUCAGGUCGAAGUAUUGGACACGUAUCGAUUAAAAUACACCACACCCUUCCUCAUCCAAACCGAGCUAGGCAGCGCCAAGUUUAUCAAGAAAACAGCCACCUUGAAGCUUAAGGCCCUACGAGUUGCGUGA
Molecule: messenger RNA, 759 nt
Organism: Monosiga brevicollis MX1
Lineage: Eukaryota; Choanoflagellata; Craspedida; Salpingoecidae
Exons: 1
Coding region: 1-759 (252 amino acids)
Cellular component (GO): cytoplasm
Source: RefSeq, a predicted model, not a curated record